Molecule: messenger RNA, 2077 nt
Organism: Dimorphilus gyrociliatus
Lineage: Eukaryota; Metazoa; Annelida; Polychaeta; Dinophilidae
Source: the annotation of a GenBank genome assembly
AAUGGCUUUACCUUUUCAAAAUCGUUUGGGAAUCAUUCAUGAAUUACUUCAAAAAAAGGGAAAUAACAGCCAAUUUUAUAAAUUCAUAGCCGAUCCUCCAACAACAACCAUGCAACGACUAAAAGCACUGACAACUGGUAGUUUACCUACCUUUGUAGAUGCUGGAGCUAAUUUUGCUAGUGCCAAAGUCCUAGAGGAUAAUAUUCUACGUCAAAUGGUGAAAAGAGGAAAAAAUAUAACGUUUAUGGGAGAUGAUACGUGGGUGAGCCUCUUCGAUGAUUUCCGCAAAGCUUUCCCAUAUCCAUCUUUCAAUGUAAAAGAUCUUCACACCGUCGAUAAUGGUGUUAUAAAACACUUAAUACCUGAGUUAAAGAAGAGAGAUUGGAAUCUAUUUAUUGCCCACUUUUUAGGUGUUGAUCAUUGUGGCCAUAGAUACGGUCCUAAUCAUCCCGCUAUGGCAGCAAAAUUAGAACAGAUGGACGAUGUGCUUAGAUCAAUUGUCGGAGAGUUAAAAAAUGAUACUCUUCUUGUGGUAAUCGGUGAUCAUGGUAUGACCGCCACUGGAGAUCACGGAGGCGAUAGUCCAGAAGAAGUAGAAGCUGCAGCAUUUUUCUAUAGUCCAAAAGAGAUGUUCGAAAAUCCAAAGAAAGAUAAAAUCGAAACUAUCUCCCAAAUUGAUCUUGUUCCAACUCUCUCCUUACUUUUAGACUUACCUAUACCAUUUUCAAAUUUAGGUACAAUAUUAGCAGACUUUUUUUCAAGUAAAUCCAGUAUUAAUUCACAAUUGGAAAGAUUAAAAGUACUCCAAAUAAAUUCUCAACAAAUAUCAAGAUAUUUGCAAACUUAUAUUAAACAAUCCGAUGAAUUUAACCAUCGUCAAUAUUCAGAAUUGGAAAAAUUGUUGGAAAAAUGCCAAAAAGAUUUAAAAGAAAUAAUACAAAGAAUAAAAAUUGAUAGAAAAUUUGAAGGAGUAACGAAAGUUUUAAAUGAAAUUGAAUCAAAUUAUAAAACCUAUUUACACUCCACUAAAGAAAUGUGUAGACUCAUUUGGGCUAAAUUUGAUACAGAUUGGAUGCUUUCUGGAGGAAUUUUACUACUAAUGAAUAUAGUAGUUUUCAUAUUUCUCUUAAAUUUAGAGGAAAUGGAUAUUAAAAAUAUAACAUCCAUUUUCUUUGUGCAUUUCAUUGUUUUUAUAUCUUGUGUGAUAUCAAAUCUACUUGCUUCCAUUAUUGUUGGUCCAACUGUCAUCUAUACUCUCACAAAAUGCAAAAUGACAAAUGAAAACAUCUUAUUAUGCUUCUUUACUAUCCUAUUCAACAUUAUUCAUCUUUCAAAUAGUUUCGUGGUUCAUGAAGAUAAGAUUUUACAGUUUUUACUAACGUCGAUUGUAUGGUUUAUGGCUUAUAGAACAAGCGCAUCCAGUAAGAAGCUACAUCUUCUACUGGUAGUCUUCUUUUUUUCAAUUUCCAUUAGAAUUUCAAGAGAAUUUUGCGCUUGUAGAGAAGAACAAGGUCAAGAUUGUACAGCGACCAGAUGGCUUAAACCUCUCUCUUCUAUAUCUGAUAAUUUAUCAGGUUACAAGCAAAUGAGAUUCCUUCUAAGUUUAUCCGCUAUUUCAACGGCUUCUGGUGGUAUUAGCCUUUGGUUGAAGGCCGUUGGUAGCCUAAACUCUUUCUCCCCACCAAUUGUUUCUUUCAAGUACAUUGUCCCAAUAUGUAUUUUAUCUAAUUGCGUCCAUUGGGCUCUUCAACUACUACCCAAUAAUGUGUAUGAAAAAUUGGAUAGUUGGAUAAUUGUCGCUCCACCAAGACUUACCUAUUUACUUAUUACUGUAUCAAUUCUGCUUACGCUUAUCUAUCCAUUAUGCGUCAUGGAAAUAUCAAAAUUCAACUCAAUUCCACAAACAAACAAUUUAAUUCCAUUAAUCUUUGAACGACUUAAAACCAAAAAGACACCACCAAUUGUUUUCGGACUCCUCACCGUCUACUCGAGCCCCAUAUUAAUAGUCCUAAUUUGUUUAACAGUAACCCUGAGUCUAUUGGUUGGAGAUAGUUAUACGCCAUCGUUAGGUAAAUAG